Messenger RNA from Leguminivora glycinivorella, 995 nucleotides. RefSeq lists its product as uncharacterized. The transcript has 2 exons. Lineage: Eukaryota; Metazoa; Arthropoda; Insecta; Lepidoptera; Tortricidae. The coding region runs from base 62 to 478 and encodes 138 amino acids. The record is from RefSeq and is a predicted model, not a curated record.
ACAUCUACUCACCUACAAAAGCGGGGGACGUAAGUCACAAAUAGACUACAUCUUAGCAGAUAUGGUGGUUAAGACGAAAUUCAAAGAUUGUAAGGUAAUUCCGGGUGAGCCCCUCGCAACACAACACCGCCUUCUGGUUGCCGUCUAUACCUUGCCAAAGCCGAUAAAACACAUCGUUGAUAGAACACCAAGGACGAAAUGGAAGGAUCUGAAUGGCCCCAAAGGCAUACAACUAAAGAAUGCAGUAAUAGAAUACCUCGAAACAGACAUUAGCGUAAACUACAGUAGUGCUGAACAUAUGUGGUCUAAAUUCGAAGCAAAAUGUAGAGCUACAGCCGGAACCAUCCUCGGAAUUUCUAAAGGACCUUUCGGAAGCGGUAAAGAUCCAAACUGGUGGAACGACACGGUAAAAGACUCCUUGGCCAGCAAAAAAGCGUGUUUCAAAAAGUGGCAAAGAUCGCAACUUCAAGAAGAAUAAGCGUCGCAUGGCAAAAGUGGCGAUCGCUGACAGGUGUACUGUGCGACCCACGGAUCCCAAUAAAAAUCAAGGGAAAAGUCUAUAAAACGGCUAUUCGUCCCGCGCUACUCUAUGGAUCAGAAUGCUGGACAACAAAGAAAAUCCAUAAACAAAAGGUACAUACUAACGAGAUGAAAAUGCUUAGAUGGGCGGGAGGUGUAACCCGGCUAGACCGAAUCCGAAACGAAUAUAUACGUGGUAGCUUCAAGGUUACACCAAUCGCAGACAAGCUCGAUGAAAACCGCCUUCGUUGGUAUGGCCACGUUAAACGACGGGAAAACGAUCACAUAGUCCAAGUAGCACUCAAUCUACCAGAGACGCCAAGAGGUAGUGGCCGUCCCCCAGAUACCUGGUGGAAAAGCAUAGAAAGAGAACUCAAGAAAGCCCAGGUGCCCCAACAGACAACCCAAGAUCGUAGAACUUGGCGCAGGACUGUGAGGAGACCCGACCCCAAAUAAUGGGAUCAGGAGAGGAUAAA